ACGCCCACUCCACUCCACUCCACUCUUCCCUCCUCACCGCCCAGAGAGAGGACAUUUCACCUCGCCUUUCACUGCGCCAUUCUUUUCCGGUCUACAGAAACUACUCGGUGUUCAACAUGUCCCGGGUCGGCGUUUUCUGUCAUGUCCUGUUUCUUUUGCUGAUGUAUUAUUGCGUGGAGUCAUGUGUCCAGAAGCAUAUCCAAGCACAGGUUCCUGUGAGGCUGAUACCUGGUUAUGUUGUUUCUCAUGUGAAUUUGGAAGGUUGUGGCGACGGGCCUCUGGGUUUGACUGCCAGUGACCCAGCUUUCAGAGUAGAAAUGGAUGGCACCAUCCAAACUGUCCUUGCAACUGUGGUACCAGAGGAUGGCUUGUUUUUCUGGAUAACUGUCCAGGACCGCAACGAUCACAGGUGGUUCGUGGAUGUCAGCCUCACCUCCACUGGUCAGGUGUCUAACAACGCAGUUCUUAAACGCACCAAAAGAAGAUGGAGUCCUCCACCUUUCAGCAUCAAGGAGAACGGCAAAGGUCCUUUCCCCAAGGAAAUGGAAAUGAUUGCAUCAGACACAUCAGUAAAUUACUCACUUUAUUACGAAAUAAAGGGACCUGGUGUUACUCUUCCUCCCGUUGGUCUGUUUUCAAUUAUCCCAAACACUGGCAUGUUAAAAGUCCACGGCCCUAUUGACCGUGAACAGUACCCUCAGAUUAAAUUUACAGCCUAUGCCUACAACACCAUGAGCAGGGUACAGACUGACGAUCCUCUUCCAAUCACUGUGAACAUAGAGGAUGAGAAUGACAAUGCUCCACAGUUCACUGGUCCUAUGGACUUUACUGUUCAGGAACAAUGCCCCAUGAGCACUGUUGUAGGUAAAGUGAUUGCAACAGAUAAGGACGAACCAGACACUAUGCACACCAAGAUCAAGUACACUCUGAAGACAGGCACGGACCUGUUCCGUAUAGACCCCUACUCUGGGGUUAUUUCUGCCGCUACCAACACAUUGGACAGAGAGACUCAAGAGAAGCACUUUAUUUUAAUGGAGAUCAGAGACAUGGGUGGAUCACCUGACGGUCUCUUCAACACAGGAACGGCUACAGUGACUCUGACUGAUAUCAAUGAUAAUCCACCCACCUUUAUUCAACCCCUGUACAAAGGCAAUGUUCAAGAGAACAAAGUAGAUGUGCUGGUCGCUCGGAUCGGUGUCGAUGACAAGGAUUUGAAGGGCACCCCCAACUGGAAAGCAGUGUACGAAAUCACCAAGGGCAACGAGAGCGGCAACUUCAUGAUUAAAACGGAUCCGGUCACAAACGAAGGGCUGAUCUAUGUCACAAAGCCUCUGGAUUAUGAGAAACAGCAGACAGUGAACCUGGAGGUAAUGGCACGUAACGAGGCUCCUCUUGUAGGAUCAAGCUUGAACUGGCAGAAAGUGCCUGUAGAGAUCAAGGUGGAAGAUGUGGACGAAGGACCAGAAUUCUCUGCACCUAUACUCCAGCUCAAAGUUAAAGAGAACAUACCAAACGGGACUGUAAUUGGAACCUACACAGCCACCGAUCCGGAGACCAAAAGCAGCAAGGACAUAACAUACUAUAAAUUGACUGACCCAGGUUCCUGGAUCAGUGUGAUGAGCAACACUGGUGAGCUGAAGACAGCAAUGACCAUCGACAGAGAAUCACCACUUGUAACUAAUAAUAUGUAUAACAUCACUGUCAAAGCAGUGGAUAAGAGUCAGAAGUCUGGUACCGGUACGGUGAUGAUCCUCAUUGAGGAUGUGAAUGAUAAUACCCCAGAGAUAAAUAAAACAGACCUGGUCGUGUGCGACAAAGGUACUAAACAAGACCCUGUACUCAUUAAUGCUAUAGACCGUGACGAGAAGCCAUACUCCGAUCCAUUUACAUUUGAACUGGUGAAACCGAAUGAUGGGAAAUGGAGGCUAAGGGAUCAAAAAGCUACCUCAGUACUGCUGGAGUCAACUGAGGAUCUGCCCAACGAUAUCUACAAAGUCCCAAUACUAGUGAAGGACCUUCAGGGUUUUGGAAAAGAGCAAACUCUGUCCGUGCGAGUAUGUGAGUGUAUGAGAGGGGGAGAGUGUGUAGCUCAAAAGUUGUCCACCACAUUAGGAGUGUGGGGUGUCCUCGCCAUGCUGCUGGGCCUGCUGCUACUGCUACUGCUUUGUCUGCUGUGCUUGUUUGUGUGUAGCACCAAGGGAGAGAAGCUGCCUAUGGCUGAUGAUGAUGUACCUGGUGGGAUGUUGCUCAAAUCCAACUUGGAAGCUCCUGGGGAGGAAGUGAAAGACGCACUGAUUCUGAUGCCUUCAAAUGGGGCUGAUUUUAUCGACGGCUCUAAAGGAGGAGGCUACAUAGAUCAUGGCUUUGGACAGAAGCACACUUUUGGAGAAGGCAUAUACCAUAACAACAUGCAGGGCUUCAUGACACACAACACAAUAUCCUCUGGACAGUUCAGCACAAACAUGUACGGCAAUUCCUUAAAGAAACACUCAACACAUGGCAUGUCAACAAUGGAUGUGUGGCAGGAAAAUGGGAAGAUGCUCAGUAAUAAACUGGUACACUUUCGAGAGGAGGCAGAUGCGCGAUUUGCAGACGAUAUCCUGAGGCCUUAUGGGUUUGAGGGAGUGGGCUCUCCUGCAGGGUCUGUUGGGUGCUGUAGUAUCCUCGGUGAAGAGGAGUCACUGGAUUUCCUCAAUUCGCUUGGACCCAAGUUCAAAACGCUUGCUGAUGUAUGCACAGUCAAAUCUCACAGGGGAGGGAAGUGAAGUGGGUGGAGCUAAAGAUAAGAAACUAGGAGAAAUGACCUGAUAUCAUUUGGAGUAGGAUAUUAGAACUGAUCUGUCUUCCCCAAGACAAAGAGGACAGUAAGGAAAAAUGCAGAUACUGUAUCCUGGAUUGUGUGAACACUAGCUAAUGAAAUUUGUCACCAAACACUUACACCUUACGUAUUACUACCUGGAGUCUACGCCAGAAAAUGGACUGCUCCUUUCAGAUUAUGUGUGCGGAGUAUGUGAGUAUGUGUGCAUGUGUGUUUUUAUAUUUGAUUGCUCUGCCGUUUUUCUGUGUCUUCUACUGUAAGCUGGAUCUCACUGUCAAAGCACUGCAAAGCCAAUGCAUUUUUAUAAAUGAUUAUUUCUCUGUUGUGUAAUAAAACAAUUUUCUGUGGGGACUCCCAGGCCCUAACGUGCACCAGCACAUUUUUGAUGGCCUACAAGCAAUGUCAAGCUUUAUUUAGUUUCUACUACAGCGUACAUGCUUUUAAUUAUCCUCUUUGGAUGAAUGUAAUGGGUGUAAAGCUUUCAGAGACAAGUCUUUCCGUUUUGUUUUUACAGAUCGUCUCUGUAGGGGAUGUGCCGGUAUUUUUCCUCGCAUCUAAUAGAACCCUCACAUUUUGUGGUGAUUCUGAGUAUUACCAAAACAUCUAUGGGUUUUUCAUACCAUAUGAUUUCAUAUUUUAUCAAAAUACGGGGAGUUGUUUUUUUUGCCUCAAGAAUGAAGUAUCUGAGCUUUCAUCAAACCAAACUCAUUCCACUGUUCUUUAUAAACUGCUGUUGUCAAAUGCUUUGUUACUAUGCUUUUGUGUGAAAUGGCUGUAACUUUUAUUAUUUUUUUUCUACUAAAACUUUACUACAAUCAUAAAAUAAAAUAUGUUUGGGUGAGAUAAAGAAAAAAGAAUAGAUCAAAAGAAUAGUUCUCAUUCUAAGAAUGUUCUGAAGGUAUUAAAAGAAAAGUAACAGGGCAUGCUGUAGGAAAUAUUAGUACCAGGAGGUGGUGGGAUGCAGCCUUGAAGCAUCUUCUUCUUCUUCUUAUGCCACAGCAAUUUGUAAUACAACAAUUACAUUUUCUAAUUUAUUAAUAAAUGACUUGCUGUGCUUUU
Messenger RNA from Hemibagrus wyckioides, 3877 nucleotides. It is a transcript of the gene dsc2l, whose product is annotated as desmocollin 2 like. Gene Ontology annotation, molecular function: calcium ion binding; cadherin binding. The coding region runs from base 117 to 2765 and encodes 882 amino acids. The transcript has 16 exons. The record is from RefSeq and is a predicted model, not a curated record. Gene Ontology annotation, cellular component: postsynaptic specialization membrane; lamellipodium; cytoplasm. Gene Ontology annotation, biological process: cell-cell junction assembly; blood vessel morphogenesis; cell morphogenesis. Lineage: Eukaryota; Metazoa; Chordata; Actinopteri; Siluriformes; Bagridae.